CUCCAGGGACGCCUCCUGUCCCGUGCCACUCCCAGGCAGGGCGGGUGAAGCUGCAAAGCGUCGCCCAGAGGGAGCUGGAAAGAGUCCAGCUCGGAUGCGGGCCGCCGGCGGGGGGGACGGAGGGCGAGGCGCUCCGCCAGCUGGGAGCCGCCUCCUCAGCAGCAGAGGGGCGAGGGCAGGCUCGCAUCUCCGGCAAGGAAGGAAGGAAGGAUGGAUGGGGACCGGGCUCACGCCGCUUCCCGGGAGAACGAGAAGGGAGUGACGGGGGAACUGACAGCCUCUCCAUCAAGGAAGCCCUGCGGCGGCGGCGGCAGCCUCGCGGCUCACCUUUGGUCGGGCGCGCCCUCGCGGGCCACGGUGCUUGGCACCAGGGAGUCCUCCUCGGGCGGCGGCCCGUUUUGCAGGGCGAGAACCCUUGCGGGAAAGGCGGUCUGCCCCUCCCCGCCUCUCCCCGUAGAGGAGCCCGAGGCUGACAUCGCAAGCCACGGCGGGCGCACCCAGACAUGGCCAGCGGGCAGCCUCCGCGCCCUCCUCCACCCGCCCUCCGAAUACACACGCGUGGCGCCCUCCCAACUAACGGUGAAAAGCGGGACAGAAGGCGCGCGCGCGCGGACGCACCGCCACUCUACGCGCCUUUCCCGAGAAGGGAUCUGGAAGCGCCAGAGGGUGCCACGUCGUCCUCCUUUUGCGCGGCGCUUCAGGGAAGGGAAGGUGAGCCCGUACCCCCCCCCCCGCCCGGCUGACCUGAGAGCGAGUCCGAGGUGCUUGAAGGCGUUGGAGGCGGAGACGUCGGAGGCCUGGUAGGGCUUCCUGAGCUCGGCGAAGCGGUGGGCCAGGCACAGCCGCCACCCCCACCGCGGAACCCGCCAGCCCGCCGCGGAGCCCUCGUAGCCGCGCAUCAGGUCCUGCUCUCCGGAGGGAGGAGGAGGAGGAGGCGGGGGAGACGACGCAUCUCGGAAGACCCCCGCCUCGCUGCUACUGCCGUCGCCGCCGCCCCUCAUGCGGGCUUCGCUGGGGCCGCUGCUGCUCGCGGGAGUCGCCAUGCAGGGCGGGGAGGGGGCGUCUUGCCUUGCCUUAGCCGACCUUUCGCCUUCUCCCUCCCUCCCCUCCCUCCUUGUCUGUGCCGCAGCAGCAGCACCGCGGCCCGGGCUUAAUGUCAGCUCAGUACAACGUCAGCUCAGUACAGUCUCCCGCUCCCCCCUCCUCCCGUCUUUUGCCCGGCCUGCCUGGCCCGGCCCCCGUUGACAGCCGCAGCCUGGAGGAAGGGAGGAGCAGCGGGCGCCCCGCCCACGGAAGAGCUGCCAACGGACCAGCACCGGCGGGAGGGAAGGCGGAAAGAGCCGGACUUUUCCGAAGACGGAGGGCGGGAGGAGCUUGCAGUAUCGGAAAUACCCGGACUUCUCCGAGAGCGCGGUGGGCGGGGUUCUGGGUCGGCCCCCCCGAAGAGAAGGACGGCUUCUGUCGGCCUCCAUCCCCCCUUCCUCCCCGCCUGGGUUCCCUCCUCGCCAUGAUCGAGGUGUCGGCGGCGCUGCUGCGCGGCGCGGUUUUCCUGGCCGGGGAGGUGCUCGAGUGUCUCGUCACUCUCCGCAACCCGCUCCCUCCCGACGCCACAUCCGCCUCCAGUGAAAUGCUGGCCUGGGCUAGCGCUCAGAUCCACUGCCAGUUCCAUGCCAGCGAGAGCCGGGUUGUCCUGCCCCCUUCAGAUGACCACAGGCAUGACGUCCAGGCAGAGAACGAGACAGUCUUUGUCCCCAACAGAGGGGAGCGGGGCCACUGCAUCCUCUCCACCCCACCAAAGAUCCUCUUCUGCGACUUGCGGCUGGACCCGGGCGAGUCCAAGACCUACUCCUACUGUGAAACUCUGCCGGUGGAUGGGCCCCCCUCCUUCCGAGGGCAGGCGGUGAAGUACGUGUACAAGUUGACCAUCGGCUGCCAGCGGGUCAACUCCCCCAUCAAGCUCCUCCGCGUCCCCUUCCGAGUGCUGGUGCUGCACGGACUCAAGGACUAUCAGUUCCCCCAGGAUGAGGCUGUGGCCCCCUCCAACCCUUUCCUGGAGGAGGAGGAAGGGGUGAAGAAAGACUCCCGACUGGCAGACCUGGCCACGGAGCUGCUGAUGGUGGCCACUUCCCGACGGAGCCUCCACGUGUAUAACAUCAGCAACACCCGUGGCAAAGUGGGGACCUUCUGCAUCUUCAAGACGGUCUACAAGAUUGGCGAGGACAUUGUCGGUUCUUUCAACUUCUCUGAGGGGGAUAUCCCGUGUCUGCAGUACUUGGUGAGCCUGCAGACAGAGGAGCGGAUCCAGGAGGCGUUCCAGCGCCGGCAUGGGCAGCCCGUCUCCUACAGCACCCAUGCCCGCCACCAGGAGUCCUGCCUCCACACCUCCAGGACCAGCUUCAGCCUGCCGAUCCCGCUCAGCUCUGCCCCGGGAUUCAGCACCAACAUUGUGUCCCUCAAGUGGAGGCUGCACUUUGAGUUUGUGACCUCCCGAGACUCGGCGCAGAUGCACGUGGCCUCUGAGGGCCACUCGGGAUCCCUCAGCUGGACGGGGGUGGAGCAGAUGGACGUGGACACCUUCAGCUGGGAUCUGCCUGUCAAGGUGCUGCCCACAAACCCUCUCCUGGCCUCCUACAUCUCCCAGUUCCCAGGCUCCAACUCCCUCACCAUCUGAGCCAGGCUGGAAGUGCUCCUGGAAAGGAGGAGGAGGAGGAGGAAGAGGAGGGCCUGCGCCCUCUGAGCAUGCAUCCUCUGGGUCAGUCUGUCUGAAGAGCCCCCCCCCAUGCACCUCAGUGUGGCCUAAUGAGAGGCGUGUUCCUGGCAUGUGUUCGAUCUGCUGGGGGGUGUCAUUGUGCAAAUGUCCCCAGCAGGGGCCACAAACAGGGUGUGGCUUGUCAGCUGUGGCACUCCUUCUCUCUCUCCCUCCGCCACCCACCUACCCGCCUCGCCUGGCUGGUGUGUGAAUUUCUCCCAUGGAGAAGGCUGUGCCCGCCUCCACCCUUGCUUCUCCUUGCUCCUCUUUCCCAAAGUGGGGCAGAGGGUCCCAGGGGGCGUGUGGCUGCUGGAGACUGUUGCUGUUUCUCCCCAUUGAAAAGCUGCUCUAUGGCUGGAGGGCCUAGGCAGCAGAGGGUGGGCACCUGCCUUUCCUGUUCCCACCCCCCCACGCACACAUCCCACUUGCUACACUUUGUGUCUGUCUGUCAAUAAAAAGAUUGUG
This is a messenger RNA of Rhineura floridana, 3214 nucleotides long. It is a transcript of the gene RGP1, whose product is annotated as RGP1 homolog, RAB6A GEF complex partner 1. Bases 1154 to 2671 code for a protein of 505 amino acids. Gene Ontology annotation, biological process: retrograde transport, endosome to Golgi. The transcript has 8 exons. Gene Ontology annotation, cellular component: Ric1-Rgp1 guanyl-nucleotide exchange factor complex; Golgi membrane. The record is from RefSeq and is a predicted model, not a curated record. NCBI's taxonomy places the organism in Eukaryota, Metazoa, Chordata, Lepidosauria, Squamata, Rhineuridae.